AUGACUUAAAGAUAAAUUGUUCUGACCGGAUUCACAGGAUGUGGUAAAACAACCCUUUUUAAUUUAAUAUGCAAAGCAAAAUAGCCAGCAGCAGCUGGAGGUAAUUCAUUAACAAGGUAAUAAGCUAAUUGAUAAUAGGUAAACAUUCUUAAAAGAAGCUGCCUAUGGAAAAGGAUUUCGAGUGUUAGAUACUCCUGGAUACGGAUCAAAGUAAGAGAAAAUUAUUCAUGCUGUCGGAGUAUUAAAUGCUCUUUCUGAAGGUCCUCUUAGGCAAAUCUUAUUAGUAGUUAAAUGGGAAAGAUUAGACAUUAUACAGGACUAUUUGAAAAGUAUGGUUGUAAAAUUUAGAAGAUAUAAACAUCUAUUAACUGUUGCUGUGACGCAUUGGGACAUGGCACAGAAAGAAACCAUAAAAUAAAAUUAAGAUUAAAUUAUCAAGUUAAGCCAACAUUUUGGAAUAAAUUCUGUGAUUUUUGUAUCUAAAUUUGAUUCUGGUGAAAAAGUUUGUGCUUAAAUUGAUUCAAUAUUAGAUCGUAGUUAAGCUGAAAAUGUGCAAUUAACUGAAACUGAAUUUUAUACUAAUUUUGAAUUAAUUGAAUUGAAAGACAACAUUGAAUUGGAGUUAGAAUUUUCAAAAGAAGAUGUAGAACUAAUAUUUAAAAAAAAAGCAACUUGUAUUAGAGAAUUUAUAAAAAAAUUUGAUGAGAAAAAUCCUUCAAUGCAUGAAAUAAUGCACUCACUAACUUUAGAGACAAAAAGAAUAGCAGAAAACCUAAUCACAGAUUUUGAAAGGAAAAACAAUGAUAAAUUUAGUAAGUUGUUUGAAUAUCAUUCAAACCCAAGCCUUGCCUAUUUAGUUCAUUUUGAAUUAAAAAAGGCAUUGAUGUUAGAGAUAGAUAGUAUUAUUUAGCUUGCUCAAUAAAAAAUGAAGAGUGAUAAAAAUCAUUGUUUUAAUUUUAUCAAGGCAUGUCCACAUUGUGGCAUUAUUUGGUUAAAAGUAUCAGGAUGUGAUGGAAAAACAACUUGUGGAAACUUUCCUGACGCUGAUGAUGAAAUAUUUAACAACUAUAAAACUCCUUAAAAAUACAUAUUUAAUAUUACAGAAAAAGAACUAAAUUACUCCCUAAACUAAGUGACUUAUAAACCUGUUUAGAUUGGAAAUUAUGUUAAACCAUAAAGUGGAAAAGGCUGUGGUGAAAUUAUAAAUUGGAAAGAGAUUCCAGCACUUACAUCUAACUAAUUAAAAGAACUGAUUGAUCCAGGAGUUAUGGAUUAUUUUGCUCGGGAAAUUCCAAAAGAAAAUAUUGAUAAAACCUUGAUGAAAGCGCAACAAUCUGUUAAGGAUAAGGUAGAAACUAUUAAAAAAUCAACCAAAGUAAUUAGAUUACCAAAAUAUUGA
Molecule: messenger RNA, 1399 nt
Organism: Paramecium octaurelia
Lineage: Eukaryota; Ciliophora; Oligohymenophorea; Peniculida; Parameciidae
Source: the annotation of a GenBank genome assembly